AACAAAGUAAGACUUCUCUUGAAACGCGAGCUCACUCGGCUAAACUUGAGUGACAUCGCACAAGCCGACAAGCACUCAUUCCAAACACUGAGAACUUGCGCUUAAGAAACAGCGAAGGUAGAAAAGACACCGACAAAUCUAGGUACACGUCAGUCCGUACACUGUUUGUUGAGCAAUACUCCGCUACAACUUGGUUAUGUAUCCGGUUGUAGGUGCAUGCUUACAUACGUAGGCUUGUGUUGCAAGUGCUGCGCUCAACGAACCACGGCUCUUGAAUGCUCGAAGUGGCUCAGAUUGCGUAUUUUGAUUGUGGCUUACCUACUUUCUUCAGAAUUCCCGCUUGUUAGCAAUUAGCAUUGCUUUUGGUCACGCUGAGUGUAAAGGUACUUGUGAUGUACAUAUGUACAUACAUACAUGCAUACAAAUCGAUGUAAUUGUACUUGAAGUUUUGAGUGUUUUGGAGUCUUUGUGUCGAGUUUUGAAGAUGAGAACUCUUUGGUUAGACGCAAUCAGAUUUUUUGUGAGACUUCGGUUUGAGUCUCAUUCAAGAAUUUGGUAUCCUCUGCACAUCCGUGGAGUUGAAGAUUAGCAAUUUCUACAGAGCACUUACCUAGUUUUUGAAAUCGUACAAGAACAACACAUGAAAUUGGAUUUGAGUGGGAAAAUUAUAAAAAAAAUGUGGGAUGUAGUUUCUACUCUCCAGUCCCUAAAGCAAAAUCUGCAUCGUUUUGACCAAUAACUAUUACGCCAGUGGAGUUACGUUGAAUCUCUAGUUAUUCCGCCGCCAAUAAAAGAGUUAUUGUACUUUUCACUUCUUACUAGUCCACCUCUGCUGAAUGAACUAGCCAGAUACAUCUCACCGAGCAUACGCCUCUGUUCUUUGUACGUCUUACCUCAUCUACUUAUGUGCAUACAGUUGGCCGCCCUAAUCCUAACUCGUAUUCGGGAGUAGUAAAACGAGUAACCACUGGUCGGCUUAACGGUGGCAACAUCACCAUUACUUCGUGGCGCCAUAAAACCAUGUUUCCCUGCUUUCCACUGGAAGUGGUGUUGCGACGCGUUGCUAAUUACGCGAGAAAAUGUUUCAGUUUUGAAGAAUUUCUUAGAUUUUCUGAGUGCAGCCUUUAAUAAAACCUAUCUCGUUUCUCCUAGCCAACGAGCAGAGCAUCGUCCGCCAGGAUGCGGCUACACUUCCUCAAUAUAUGUGCCGGAGAUUAGUUAAAUACAGUUGACGAAACUACAGACCUAUAAGAAAUGGACGUUAGAGCCACAGGUUACAAUUUGAAUACAAUUUUGUUCGGAUGCAACUGCGAGCUCUCCUCCAGCUCUGAACAUUACUCAAAUUGAGUAGGCGAUCACACUUACACUCCCUUUUUGUGUAUAACAUCGUGAAAAUCUACGAGCUCUUCUCAACUGAUAUUUGAAUACAGAAUCAGGUCGAAAAUCUACUUUUCUAAGCGAUGUUAGUUUGAUGUUUCAUUCCUUCCAGAGAGUUAAUCUCAAAUUUGACAGUAAACUUUAUCAUAGGUUCCAUGAGCGUGGUCAGUGGGCUCACCCAGAUCAGCCUUGCGGGAAGACUUAGACACGCUGUCAAAGUCAACUCCUUACAAUUAAACAAAGCUGGUGGGAGGAGCGCAGUGCAUGAACCCACAAACAGCAGCACAGCCGCAACUCGCUUGCAAUAUCUGUUUCUUUGUGUACAAAUGCUUGCGGACAGCUUGGUAUUUACGGACACCUGCAAUCAACCGGUUUGUAUUGAAUCCAAUUGUAGUCGACUCUGGCGUGGCAAGGAAACAAUGAACUGCAAAGCCACACGCGACGGUUGCGAAGCUAAAGCUUUGUGAAAAUUAUUUUGGCUUUCUCUGUCAUUUCCAUUUCCACCGGCUGUGAGCAAAACACACAUACACGUACACAUUUAAUGUGGUGCAAGUUAGGUGGCACAACCGCCUGUCACCUAAUGAACUGCCGCACUUCAGCAUUCGCCACGAUUUCGCCCACCUUGGUGUGGCGUUUCAAGCAACAAUUGCAAUAGUUAUUCGCGAGACCUCAACGCAAACGGAUGUGACAUAGUGUCCUCAGCCUGAGACUUCAUAAAUACAAUCUACAAAGACGCAAAAUGCAACUAACUUUCAAAGAGCUGGAUAAAGACAUUGCCGCGCGCAUUGACGCACUCUUUCCGAAGAAGGAAUGCUUUAUUGAGGUCCUGCCCGGGCAUGUGGUGGUGCCGAGAAAAUAUACGAGCAUUGCCGACUCUAUACGUGAGCUGCCCAUCUACGAGGAUGAUGUAUGGAUGAUUUCCUAUCCUCGUACUGGCUCAACGUGGGCUCAAGAAAUGGUUUGGCUGCUGGGGAAUAAACUGGAUUUCGAAGGCGCUAAACAGAUGCAACAGUUGCGGUCGCCGUUGAUUGAGCUUUCUGCGCUUUUCAGCGAGGAUCAUCACGAGUGGGUGACCAAUUCCAUUGGCAACACCGUUGAUGUUGUGCGCAACAUGCCACGUCCGAGGUUUGGACGCUCACAUCUCACAUGGGAUUUACUGCCACGCGAUUUCGAAAGCGUGAAGCCGAAGAUAAUCUACACUGCACGCAAUCCUAAGGAUCUGUGCGUAUCCUUCUACUACUACUGUAAGCUGGUUCACGGACUCAAAGGCCCGUUCGAUGAUUUUCUCGAGCUCUUUCUGGACGAGCGCUCACCAAUGGGCUCAUACUGGAAUCAUGUCUUGCCCUUCUGGCAACGCCGCAAUGAGCCGAAUAUACUCUUCCUAAAGUAUGAGGACAUGAAACGCGAUCUGCCGAAAAUCAUUCGUCGUUGCGCUACAUUUCUUAAUGUGGACUAUCAACUCACCGACGAAGAUUUGGCGCGGAUUUGCGAACAUUUGAAAUUCGAUAAAAUGCAGGCAAAUCCCGCUGUCAAUUUGGAGCCUUUAUUGAAGAAUGUCUCAGACGGACAGAACGGCAACGUCCACAGUAACCAUAGCGGCGCGGAGAGUAAAUUCAUACGAAAAGGUGAAAUUGGUGAUUGGCGAAAUUAUUUAUCAACAGAGUCAUCGAAGCGCUUUGACGAAUGGAUCGAGCGAAACUCCAAGGGCAGCGGGCUGGUGUUUGAGUACGAGUAAUCCCCGUUCGCUGAGUUCUUACACAAUUUCACAAAACUUAAACUGAGAGUCGCAUGAGGUUGAUAUUGUCCAAGGAGUCUUAGCUCUAUGCUAGGCAGGAGUAAAACCGCUUGAUUGCCAAGGCGGGCGACAUCAUGUUCUGCUCUGUUCUGAUGAUUGGACUUCAUUCCGGAAUUGCUUCCUAAUUGCACAUCGGUCAGCAGGAGAUGACCGUCUGACUUCAAGUUCUGCAUAAUUUGAGAGGAAAAUAAUUAUCCCAUUACCUUUGAACAAAUAUUUUUCAACUUGUCAACAAAACGCAAUUGCAUUUUUUACGACUUUCAAUUGAGUUGAGGCGGCCAAUAUCUUUUUCACCAGUGCUCGUUAUUAAUAGACCCAUCAACUUUCAAGACAGCCGGUUCUAGCCGGCCAAAGGCUGUCACUCCUUCGGCGACUUAACCCCGUUUGGCUCAACAGAAGUAGUUUCCUUAACCUCGUAUGCCGAUGAUUGCACGCUAUUGGCGUCUGGCCAGGAUAUUGGCGACCUUUGUUCAAAAGCGAACUGCUAUCUCGCCGACCUGUUCCGCUUCUUCACUGCAAGUCAACUUAAGAUUCAACCGACUAAAUCCCCGACUACCCUCUUCACCAGCUGGACGAAGGAAUUGCCACAAAAGUCCAGAGCAGUUGAAAAAUACUCAAGGCGUUAGCCGGCAGCACCCAGUGUGAAGAUAAAGAAACCUUGCAGGCAGCCUAUAAUGCAACUGGCCGGCCGGUCGUAAACUAUGCUUGUUAGAUCACUGCCCUCAGAGCCGCCUUAAGAUCGCGACAAGGAACCUUCUAAUGUUCCCGGAGCAUUACUUGCACAGCCAAUCAUCUAUGCUAAGAGUAAAGGAUCAUAAUGCUUUGCUGUGCAAGCAAUUCUUAUUGCAAUGCAACCUAGGUAACACCCCAAUAGGCAUUCACCAGGAGUUAGUCAGCACCUUGAAAGACUUUCUUCCCGUAAAUGGCGUGCUCAGAGAAAAAGCACCACCUAUUGCAGACAAAGAGCUUAAGCUGCCAUGAGAGACCCGCGAGACACCGGCACAACUCAGAUUUGGAUAUUGUAGCAGGUUAAACUCCCUUUUAUCCAUACUCUACCCUAGGAAAUCCAAAGUAUGCCCUGCGUUUGGAGAGUCUCCGCACGACAUUGACCACCUCUCAACAUGACCCCUAAACCGACACAUCUAACCCCCCUCUCCCUCUGGUCCGAUCAUGUUGAAACAGCACGUUUCCCCGACCUCCCAUUAGGUGACCUCGCUCUCCAAGGAUUAACUCAGCCGCUGCAAAUACCCAUUGCGAUAACGCUAUAAAGUGUCUGCCCCCUCAAACGCUAACCAUUAGGAAAAUUGUUCAUACAGGCCAAGGCUAGCUCUACAACAUAAUCGUGAAUGUAUUUUCCAGUUAACCGGUGUCAGGUGGUGGUUAGGGCUGGAUAAUGACAAUGCAUGUGUGUUGCUCUAGACAGAGAUAUAUCCGCAUCAUGUGCCGAGUUUAUGGUCCCUUUUCUCCUCCGCCACGCAAUCACGGUCGGACUUCUUCAAGAGACCGUUUAAAUUAUUUCUAAAUGUCUACAUUUAAUCGAUUUUUAAAGAAGAAAAUCAUAUUUAUAUUGUUUCGAAGGGAAAGCUACAAAUAUUGCAUGAAUGUAGUAAAAUAAUAUACGUUUUUGUUAGUUAUGUUCGACCGAAUAUCGCGGCU
Messenger RNA from Ceratitis capitata (Mediterranean fruit fly), 4828 nucleotides. RefSeq names its product estrogen sulfotransferase (gene St2). Gene Ontology annotation, cellular component: cytoplasm. The record is from RefSeq and is a predicted model, not a curated record. The coding region runs from base 2117 to 3112 and encodes 331 amino acids. Gene Ontology annotation, biological process: sulfation. The transcript is spliced from 4 exons. NCBI's taxonomy places the organism in Eukaryota, Metazoa, Arthropoda, Insecta, Diptera, Tephritidae. Gene Ontology annotation, molecular function: sulfotransferase activity.